Molecule: messenger RNA, 1208 nt
Organism: Capsicum annuum
Lineage: Eukaryota; Viridiplantae; Streptophyta; Magnoliopsida; Solanales; Solanaceae
Exons: 1
Coding region: 116-853 (245 amino acids)
Biological process (GO): cellular response to nitrogen starvation; response to osmotic stress
Source: RefSeq, a predicted model, not a curated record
CUUCAUUCCCACUACUUCUAUUUUCUCCUUUUGCUUCCAAUAUUUUCAUUCAUAUCAUAAGUCAUCACUCUCCAUUUCUCUAGAACAGUAGAACUUAUUAUUUUAACAAUUAUCAAUGGCACGUUUUGCAAGAAUGCUUUUGAUUGCUUUGGUUAUUAUAUUAGUUUGUGUUGCACCACGUUUUGAAGCAAGAAAACUAUUGAACAACGUGGAUAAGAAGAAGAAUAAUGAUCUUUUACCUAUUCAAGAAGCCAAUUUGCUACUAAAUGCCCUUCCUAAAGGCAAAAACACUCCUUCUUCCCCAAGCAAAAAAGGCCAUGCCACACUAGUAAAUACGAAAAGACAAUAUGUUAGCGGCUAUGCUGAAUUGGAGUCAGUCCCUAGUCCUGGAAUUGGCCAUGUUGAUCGCAAGUUGGAGUCAGUACUGAGUCCUGGAAUUGACCACGUUAAUCACAAUUUGGAAUCAGUCCCGAGUCCUGGAGUUGGCCACGUUGGUCGCAAUUCGGAAUCAGUCCUGAGCCCUGGAAUUGGCCGUGAUGAUCGCAUUUUGGAGUCAGUACCGAGUCUGGAAAUCGGCAAUGUUGAUGGCAAUUUGGAAUCAAUCCCGAGUCCUGGUAUUGGACAUGUUGAUCACAAUUUGGAAUCGGUCCCCAGUCCUGGAAUUGGCCAUAUUGAUCGCAAUUUAGAAUCAGUCCCAAGUCCUGAAAUUGGCCAUGUUGAUCGCAAUUUGGAAUCAAUCCCGAGUCCUGGUAUUGGACAUGUUGAUCACAAUUUGAAAUCGGUCCCGAGUCCUGGAAUUGGCCAUGUUGAUCGCAAUUCGGAAUCAGUCUCGAGCCCUGGAGUUGGCCACUGAUUGUGCAAUUUGUGCACGGACAACUUCUCAAUUUGCUGUGGGGAGCAAUAUCCCUACAACAUUAUGUUGGGACAUACAUGCUCAUUGAUUAUUUAAUGAGUUUUUUUUAAUCCACAUGUAAUUCUAGUUAGUGUAGUGCAUGGACAAAAUAUUCCAAAAGUCUCAACUGAAUGAUGUACGUAGUAGUAUAUAAAUAACCUGUCAAUAUCGAUUUGAUAGUUGCAUAUCUCAAAUGCCACGAGUUUGUUGGAGUCACAUAAAGAAUAAAUAACUAGAUUCUAUUAAAAAACAGAAAAAAACAUCCUUUUUAUUUUUAAAAAAAAUUAACGUAACAAUAAAAUUAUCAUUUUAUAUA